This is a messenger RNA of Spodoptera exigua (beet armyworm), 3383 nucleotides long. The record is from the annotation of a GenBank genome assembly. Lineage: Eukaryota; Metazoa; Arthropoda; Insecta; Lepidoptera; Noctuidae.
UCUAAAUAGUGGUAAUAAAAAAGCUUUUCAUUGAAUUUAUUCAUUCAUAGACAGAUAAUAUAGACUGCUGUGGACUGCUGCUUUCUGCAGGAAACGAACAAAAAGGCUGAAAAAUAUUAUAGUUUUACAGAAGAAAGCGUGCCAUAAUGAUAUAUUAAUUACGCGGAAGACUUUCAAAUUGAAAUGGCUUGUGUUGAGAAUAUUCCACCGCCUAACGCGGAUUCUGAGAUGGAAGAAGGAGAGAUCGUGGAUGAUUUAUCAGAUAUAUCGUCUGAAGAAGAAUACCUGUUGCGUCAGAGACUCCAAGUGCUUGAAACUUACAACAACGUCCUUGAACGUAAGAAGGCAAAACGCUUGUCUAUAGGGCCAGGUACAAAACAUAAAAGGGAUGAUGCAUUACUGUAUGAUUUAUCGGAAAUAUCAGCAACAGAACUAGAUGAUUAUUACUCCAAUGCACAAAGAAAACCAGUUAAAGUACAAAAACGACCGAAAACACAUCAUAGACAGAAAAGAAAGAAAUUGGAACCAAUUUUGCUUCCUGUAAAACCCAAGGAAGUGACAAGAGAAUAUAAGAAAAAGAACCAUCAUGCCAAGAAGAAGUUACCACCUAAAAUUGUAAGCGAAUCUAGUGAAGAAUCUGAUGAUGAAUAUAGAGCAAGUCGAAGAAAAUUAGCUGAUGCUGUUGUAGUCAACAAAGAUGCAAAUAAAACUUCUUUAAGUGAGAGACUUCAACAAAUGCUCUGUGGAGUCAACCCUGAACCAAAAGCAAUUGUUACUGAAACCAAAAAUAGUGAUAUUGGUAAUAUACUGAUAGAACAUGCUGAAUUAUCACCUGUAUCUGCAAUGAAUAUUGAUGAUAAUAAUGCAUUGAAUUCCGAAGAUACAAAGGACACAGAAACUAAAACAGACAAAUCUGUGAUAGACUUAUGCUCUGAUGAAGAUAGCAAGUCAAUUCCAAUUGAUACUGUAGAUUCAGUUAUUAAAGAAAGUGAAGUAAAGUCGAGAAAAGAUUCUACUUCAGGCAAAGAAUCUGAAGAAGAUUUAGAAUUGCUAAGACAGCAUGCUCUCAGAACUAAAAUUACUAAAACAAAUACAGUUCUUAAUGAUGUUCAAGUUGAAAACAAACUACUUUCUGAUGAUGAAGAUAGUGAUACGGCAGAGUUAAGAUUGAUCUGUCUUAAAUCUGCUUUACUAAAGAAGGCUAUUGAAAGAAAGCAGAAACAAAAGUUAAAGAAAAGACUUUCACAGUCAUCCCACCUACCAGAUAAUCGUUUAAACGAUAAUAACACUGAUAUAGAAUCGGUUGAUAUGGAUAUUGGUUCAGAUUCAGAAGAAAAGACUAAAGAAAACCCAGACGGUUGUGCCAAAGUCAAUAAUAUAGAGGAACAAAACAAAUCAAAUUUAAAUCCUGCAAUAUUUGCAAACAUUCCUUUACCUAGUCCAAUCCCAGUAGUGGAUGAACUAGAAGAUGAUGAAGAUUUAUUACGAGCUAAGUUACUUACUUCUUUAAGUAAAAAUUUACCGAAUUUGGUAAGCCCCAAUGAGAUUGAACCCAUACAAAGUAUCAAAGACUCUAGACCAAUUACAAAAAAACCGCCUCAAAUAAAACCUGUUGUACCUGCUGUUGUACCCAAAGAAAAGAGGUUUAUUAUAACUGUUGGCGCAUCGGAUUCCGAAGGGGAAGAUGAAGCUACUAAGAAUUUAACAAAGAUGCAUAUGAAAUUGGCUGAGCAAGCCGAUUUCCAGCAAAGAUUAGAUAUGUUCUUGAAGAGUACAAGAAUGGAAGUGGAGAAAACCACACAUCUUCCUGAUGUUAUUCAAAAGCCUGUUCUACCGAAGAAAAAUGAAAAGUUCGUUGCUAAGGCUGUAACUCACUUGCCAAAAUCGGAGCAAAUCGAGUAUAGGAACCUUGUAAAAAGGAUGGCAGAGUUAGAAAAGAUAAAACAAGCUAGGCAAACUCCUGUUAACUUAAGUCACAAAGUUCCUGUAUCAGUAAAGGAUACUUUAAAACCAAGGAAUGUAGCUACAGAAUCCUCAAAACUAUCUUCCGUAAAUGAUUUAGAAGAAAAAAUUAAAGCAUCGAGAAAACACAUAGCUGAAGAGUCAGCUAAGAUUUUAAAGUUGAAGGAAGAGGGCUUGAAAUUAUCCCAGAAAUACAAAAUUGUCGCCACAGAACUUCGCAAUAUUAAAACUGCUAUUGCACUCAACAAAAAGCAGACUAGAUCUGUUCAAAGUUGUUUAACCAAGAUAAGGUUGCACCAUCAAAUGUUAUUGAAAAGCUCAACAACUUCAGCACAUUCCAAAAUCAAUGGCAACUUGCCAUUUCAUAACGUAGCUACGAAGUUACAAAAAGAAAAUAAUCCUUCAAGCGAAGAGAACAAAACGUACAUAAUAAAUAAUAAAAUCGUUAAAGUAAUAGACAAUAACUUAUCUAAAGAAGAACCUAAACAUGUAUCAGUACAAAAACCUGUAAAAGAAAACAGUUUACGGAAAGAUGAACCAAAGAUAAGCAAAGAUGUUUCAAACGAGAAAGUCGUGGAUAAGAGAGAGCAAAAUCAAGAAUGUGCAGUCCAUAAAACAGCAAAAGAAAACAAUACGCCCGUUGAGCCUAAACAUCCUUUACCAAACAACACUGCAAGAGUUGUAAAACCUCCACCGUUAGUUAUUGUACAUCCAAAAUUAUCCGUACGACUUGACGUCACUAGCAAUAAAAAAAUUGUAAAAGUUGGAGACGAUACCAAUGAUAGUAAUACGGAAUAUAAAGAUAGGAAUGAGAAUUUACUGGAAAAUAGACUAGUCCCCCAUAUAGUUGUGGAAGUUGAAGGGAAUAGCGAGAAGUCGGCGCUGGAUCGCCGAAGACUGGAGACCUAUGACUACAGAUCACCUCUAGACGCUUUUGGAAUUACCACUUGGCAGGGCGACCCGAACAAGAUCCUCUGUCCCUUCGAGGUGGGCGGCGACUGCAAGGACGCUGACUGCAAAUACCAACACACCCCUUCCCGGUCCACCUGACAUUACACCCACACCCACACACGCACACGCUCUCAUCCUACACGUACUUACCCUUCUGGAUAUCCAUUCCCUUCCCAAAUGUCCGAACGAAGGCAAAGGAAUCUUCAGCGAUGUUUGGCGGCUGACCGUGUUCCUGCUUCUCGCCGACAAAGGUGGUAAGUUUCGAGUAACUUUAUAAUAGUGCAUUUGUAGUGCUCUGGACUCAUUUUACGACACACUAACGGGACUCCGAAGCUCUGGUAAAGUGUUUUGUGUUACGUAAAAUAUAUCAACUUUAUUAUAAUAUUAUUUUUUAAUAAAUAUUAUUGAUUUUAAAACAUUGUACACAUGUAAAAAGUUAUAAAAUAAACAAUACUUGAAAAUAUUGUAUA